Molecule: messenger RNA, 1710 nt
Organism: Bacidia gigantensis
Lineage: Eukaryota; Fungi; Ascomycota; Lecanoromycetes; Lecanorales; Ramalinaceae
Exons: 1
Coding region: 1-1710 (569 amino acids)
Biological process (GO): intracellular manganese ion homeostasis; iron ion transport
Cellular component (GO): membrane
Molecular function (GO): cadmium ion transmembrane transporter activity; manganese ion transmembrane transporter activity
Source: RefSeq, a predicted model, not a curated record
AUGAAUUGUCCGUCCAGAACAGACGAGCCCCUUCAAUACGAUGGCCUAAAUCAGAAUCCCUCGGGCCUUGCCGCGGAUUUGACAACAAGACAGGACCUCAAUGGCAUAGUCAAUACUAGGACAGAUCAGGAUAUCAGUACCAUACCCAAUGAUUCAAAGUCCGAGCAGCAUGCGUGCUCAAUUGGUAUGGAAGGCCAGCCCCUAGACAAGGAAACCCCUGGUCCCGACGACACCGCAAACUCCAGGCUAGCAUACCCUUCGGAAGGUAAACAUAGGAAAUCUCAAGCAUUCCUUGGAAAUCUUUCGACCAUACCAGGAGCGACAGGCCGCGUCCUCCUGAAAUACGGUAGAUUUAUAGGACCCGGAUUCAUGGUCGCUGUUGCAUACAUUGAUCCCGGUAAUUACUCCACAGAUGUCGCUGCGGGAGCGGCCAAACGAUUCAGGCUGCUUUUCAUUGUACUAAUGUCUAAUAUCUUCGCCAUCGUGCUGCAGUCAUUAGCUAUCCGCCUUGGGACCAUCACUGGUAGGAACCUAGCAGAGAAUUGCAGAGCACACCUACCGAAAUGGCUUAAUAUCAUUCUCUAUAUCCUAGGGGAGGCUGCAAUAAUUGCGACAGACAUUGCCGAAGUCAUCGGGAGCGCUAUUGCAUUAAACCUCUUGCUAAAGAUUCCAUUGGUGGCGGGUUGUGCGAUAACCCUGGUCGACGUUCUUGUUAUUCUGCUUUUCUACAACCCAAACGGCAAUCUACGGCAGCUCAGACUUUUCGAAAUCUUUGUCAUGGCUCUCGUCCUAGGAGUGGUGAUCUGUUUUUGUAUUGAGCUUUCGCUUCUCACAGGCGUCUCUGUUGGUGAAGUUUUCAGGGGAUACUUACCAUCCUCGGCAGUCGUUCAAGGCGAUGGUAUCUAUCUCAGUUGUGGCAUUCUUGGAGCAACGGUGAUGCCACAUAGUCUGUAUCUAGGGAGCGGUAUCGUUCAGUCUCGGCUUCGCCAUUUCGAUAUUCAGGCCGGCAAUACCAGCCCUAGAACCCUGGAGAAGUCCGUAUACAGGCCUUCGCUAUCAGCCAUACGGUCCUGUUUGAGUUAUUCUAUCGCUGAAGUUGCUAUAUCGUUGUUCACGUUUGCGCUUUUUGUCAAUAGCUCUAUCUUGAUCGUCGCAGGCGCGUCCUUGUCAUCAAAUUCGGCUGCCGAAUCGGCCGAUCUUUUUGGAAUCCACAGCCUUCUGGCGAAGACAAUCGCCCCAGCAGCAGGCACUAUCUUUGCACUUGCGCUUCUGCUAUCUGGCACAUCAGCAGGUAUAGUCUGUACCAUCGCUGGUCAAAUGCUCAGUGAAGGUGCUCUGAAUUGGACCAUUGCCCCCUGGCUCAGGAGGCUGCUCACGCGGUCAAUCAGUAUCACGCCUAGCAUUAUCAUUGCUGGAGCAGUGGGCAAAGAUGGACUUUCAGAUGCUCUCAAUGCAUCGCAGGUCGCUUUGAGUGUAUGCCUACCCUUUGUGUCGGCUCCACUCAUAUACUUCACAUGCAGAAACCGGUAUAUGAAGGCGGGGAUUCAUUCUGGCACUGAUACUGAGGAUGUAGACGACGAAAACGACCACGAUGAACCGGUGAAAAUGAGAAAUCAUUGGAUCUUGUCAUCCUUGGCUUUGGUCAUCUGGCUUGUAAUUGUAAUUAUGAAUGUUGCGUUGCUGGUGCUAGUUGGUAUGGGAAAAGCCUAA